Gasterosteus aculeatus aculeatus (three-spined stickleback) is the source of this 1255-nucleotide messenger RNA. Lineage: Eukaryota; Metazoa; Chordata; Actinopteri; Perciformes; Gasterosteidae. The record is from RefSeq and is a predicted model, not a curated record.
UCUUUCCUGGCCUGUCCCAGAGAACGUGAGUGAACACCUGCAGACCCAAGGCUCCGAGGUGCAGGACAGCCACAAGACAAUCGUAAGAGACCUCGCAGACGUCCGACACCAAGCUCAGGACAUCCAUCAGAAAAUUGACCAUAGCAUGUCGGAGUUUCUGCAGUACCAGGAUCAGACAUCGCAGUACUACACUGACCUGAUGAAUAAACUGGAGCGCAUGAACAGCACCCUGGGGGCCACGCUGCACUUCCUGGACAACAUGCAGAGCCGCAUUGAGCAGCGGCUCCACAUGAUCCAGGGCUACCUUGGCUGGGCAGGUUUGAGCCUGACAGCCAUGUGGACCUGCGUGGCACACACGGGCUACUUUGUCAUGUGUGCGGUCCUGCUGACGUUCCUGCGUUGCUCUGCUUUCUCUCGCGCCAUGCUGCUGGUCAGCGUGCCUCUGAAUGCAGUGGCGGAGGUCAACCAGCAGGCGGCGCUGGAUCUCCCCGGCCUCAGCCUGCUGCUGCUCCUCCUCUCUCUGGGUCACUGGUUUGUGAGUCUGUUGUGGAAAGGCCUCCAGGUCAGAGGGAAGCCGGCCUCCCCGCUGCCCCUGUGUGACACUGUGAAGCCACUGAAGGACUUUCCACAGUCCUCUACGCCGCAGAAAGACAAUGAUGGCUUUGCAGAGCAAGAUGACCCUUUGAAUCAAGACAGCUUCAUAUCAGGGAACCUUGGGAUAUCUGCCGUGUCUCCCCGUCACAGGAAUCCAGUGCCAGAGUCCAGGUUCAUGGCGACAGUCGGCAGCCAGAAUCACUCCACUCCUCGGCCGGUGUGCUCUGUGGCUCUGCUUGCUAAUAUCCCCCCAAGAAACCUCGGCGGUAUGUUUGAAGCUGUGAACAGCUCUCAGGAUUUCGCAAACGACUCUCGAAGUGCAAGUCCGACCCCGUCGCUGGUCAGCAACAGCUCUCUAUCAGCCCGUCAGCUGUGCAACGGGGUCACAAAAACGGGGAAGGCCUGUAAGAAGAGAGCCGUGCCGGGACAAGAGUACUGCAGAUUCCACGAAGGGGGCCACACCUCCUACGUUGUCAAAUGAGAGCUACACUUUAGUAAUGACCAGAUGUUUAGAUUUCAUGGCCACGCUUUUAACUGUCCUGUCAGUCUAAGUUGCCACGGGCCUUCUCUGGAAAAACCUGUUCUCAAAUGAUAGUGAUGUCAUUGUAAAAUUUGCCUAACGUUCAUUUUAAGUUAAUAAAUUAUUUCUUUGCCUUUUUAA